Messenger RNA from Elaeis guineensis (African oil palm), 6840 nucleotides. Its product is annotated as protein PHOTOPERIOD-INDEPENDENT EARLY FLOWERING 1. Gene Ontology annotation, molecular function: ATP hydrolysis activity; aspartic-type endopeptidase activity; histone binding. Gene Ontology annotation, cellular component: Swr1 complex. The record is from RefSeq and is a predicted model, not a curated record. Lineage: Eukaryota; Viridiplantae; Streptophyta; Magnoliopsida; Arecales; Arecaceae. Gene Ontology annotation, biological process: chromatin remodeling; proteolysis.
UCGCAUCCUGUCUCUCUCCAGACCCCAGAUCUUUCUCCCCUCAAGGCAGCGAUUGCAGCGGCGGUUCGUCGGCAGCCUGCCGCAGGCUGAAAAUACAAUUGUUAUCGGCAUGUGAUGUUAUUGCAGAUUGCGGAACAUAUCAAGAAAACAAAACCAUGGCCUCAAAGGGUCCUAGAUCAAAGCUAGACCAUGAGUCAAGAGCUAGGCGUCAAAAGCAGGCUCUAGAAGCCCCAAGGGAGCCUCCUCGACCAAAAACUCAUUGGGAUCAUGUUUUGGAGGAGAUGGUUUGGUUGUCAAAGGAUUUUGAAUCAGAGAGAAAGUGGAAGUUGGCUCAGGCCAAAAAGGUGGCGGCAAGAGCUAGUAAGAGUGUUCUGGACCAUGCCACUCGGGGAGAGAAAAAAGUGAAGGAAGAAGAGCAGCGUUUGAGAAAAGUUGCCCUUAAUAUUUCGAAGGAUGUAAAGAAAUUUUGGUUGAAAAUCGAGAAGCUGGUUCUUUAUAAGUAUCAAUUGGAGCUUGAGGAAAGAAAGAAAAAGGCUCUUGAUAAACAGCUUGAUUUUCUUUUGGGUCAAACUGAAAGGUAUUCCACAAUGCUAGCAGAAAACCUUGUAGAUAUGCCGUAUUCUUCUAAAACAGUGCAUGUAGAUUCUGGAGUGGAACAACCAUGCAAUUCAAAGAGAGAGGGGGAUAAAAGUAGCCUUAAAAAUACUACAACUGAUCCUGAGACACAGUUAUAUAAUGUGGAGACCGAUGAUGAAUAUGGAAUCCAAUCCGAUGAUGAGUUGGAAGAUGAUGAAUGUACUAUUGAUGAGGAUGAGGCUCAAAUUACAGAGGCAGAACGGAAGGAAGAACUGGCUGCCUUGCAAGUUGAAGCUGAUAUACCACUCGAGGAAGUUAUCAAGCGCUACACAAUGAAUAAAUUUAGCAGGGAAGUCAGUCCAGAAAGUUUUGAAAAUUCGGCCAAACCACCUAUGAAGAGAGAUCAGAUUAAGGAUUCUUGGAACCAAGUAAAUGGCUCUAAUCAUGCUGUUGAGAUUUCAUCAGAUGUUGAUCAUCUGCUUGCAGACAAUGAAGGGCCUCAUUUAAUGGGCAGAAUGAUUGAAAACAGCCACCCAGGCCGUGGUUCCAGUCUGCACCCUCAUAUUUAUUUGCAGGGCGAUCACAAUGGUGAUUCUUCCUGCCCGGAAGGCCAAUCAACCAUUAAGAAAUCACAACCAAAACUUUACGUAGAGCCUCUCAACCAGUCAGAUAUGGAUUUCUCACCUACUGGUUCUGGUGAUGAACAGGAUGAUAGAGAUUAUAAUGUCAUUGCUGAGGAAGAAAAGGAUGAUGAAACAACAUUGUCUGAAGAGGAAGAGUUGGCAAAGAAAGAAGCAACUGACCCUCUGGAUGAGAUCAAGUUACUGCAACAAGAGAGUGAAAUGCCUAUUGAAGAGCUGCUUUCAAGAUACAAAAAGGAUGACUUUACUGAUGAUGGCACCAUGGAAUCUGAAUGUGCCUCCUCAAGUUCUGAUGAUCAGGUGGAUUGUGCAAUGCAUCAGGAUGUUCAAUAUGGCAGUCAAAAUCCCACCUUGGAUGAUGGUAUGUUUCAAGAGCACAAUCCUGCUGAACCCAGGGAAUCAGACUCUGCUAUUGAAGAAGCAGAGGUGAAUCAUGAUCGGAUAAUGGAUGGAAGAGAGAGCGAGAAUAUAAUUGCUGAUGCAGCUGCUGCUGCAAGAUCAGCACAACCAACUGGUAACACUUUCUCAACAACGAAAGUGCGUACAAAGUUCCCAUUCCUUCUUAAGCACCCUCUUCGUGAAUACCAACAUAUUGGCCUAGAUUGGCUGGUCACAAUGUAUGAGAAGAGGCUUAAUGGAAUUUUGGCAGAUGAAAUGGGUUUAGGGAAGACAAUCAUGACAAUUGCUCUUCUUGCACAUCUAGCAUGUGAAAAGGGAAUAUGGGGACCUCAUCUCAUAGUGGUGCCAACUAGUGUUAUGCUGAACUGGGAAACCGAAUUUCUUAAAUGGUGCCCUGCUUUCAAAAUACUGACAUACUUUGGAAGUGCAAAAGAACGGAAGCAUAAGCGACAGGGUUGGCUAAAACCUAACUCCUUCCAUAUAUGCAUAACCACUUACAGGCUUGUUAUACAGGAUUCAAAGGUAUUCAAAAGGAAGAAAUGGAAAUAUUUAAUUUUGGAUGAAGCUCACUUGAUAAAGAACUGGAAAUCUCAGAGGUGGCAGACUCUAUUAAAUUUUAACUCAAAGCGCCGGAUUUUAUUGACUGGAACACCUCUACAGAAUGACCUCAUGGAACUUUGGUCUUUAAUGCAUUUUUUAAUGCCUCACAUUUUUCAGUCUCAUCAGGAGUUUAAAGACUGGUUUAGCAAUCCAAUUUCUGGUAUGGUAGAGGGUCAAGAAAAGGUUAAUAAAGAAGUUGUAGAUCGGUUGCACAAUGUGCUUCGUCCUUUUAUACUGCGGCGUUUAAAAAGGGAUGUUGAAAAGCAACUUCCAAAGAAGCAUGAACAUGUCAUAUAUUGUCGACUUUCUAGAAGACAGCGGAAUUUGUAUGAGGAUUUCAUUAACAGCUCGGAAACACAAGCGACAUUGGCAAGUGCAAAUUUUUUUGGCAUGAUUAGUGUUAUAAUGCAGCUCCGUAAGGUCUGCAAUCAUCCCGAUCUUUUUGAAGGCCGUCCAAUCAUAAGUUCAUUUGACAUGGCUGGUAUAGAAAUGCAACUAAGCUCUUCUGUUUGCACAAUCCUGUCUUCUGGUCCAUUUUCUGAGGUUGAUCUGAGAGGCUUGAAUUUUGUAUUCACCCAGCAUGAAUUCAAUAUGACCUCAUGGGAGGUUGAUGAAGUUGCAGCAAUUGCUUCUUCUCCAACUUUAACCAAGGGCACUGGACUGCAGACUUUGGAUGGAGUGUCAUUCUGCAAUAGUAGAUAUGAGAAAAAGAGAAGAGUUCAUGGAACUAAUAUAUUUGAAGAGAUUCAGAUAGCCCUUUGGGAGGAAAGAGUGAAACAGUUAAAAGAAAGGGAAGCCUCUAUUGCAUGGUGGAAUUCUUUGCAGUGCCGUCAGAAACCUAUAUAUGGAACUAAUCUAAGGGGGCUUGUUACUAUAAAAGAUCCUGUUCAUGAUAUUCAUGAGCAGAAGAACAAACCUUCAUGCUACAUGAACUUUUCAUCUAGACUGGCAGAUAUAGUUCUGUCACCUGUUGAACGCUUUCAGAAGAUGCUUGAGGUAGUUGAAUCUUUUAUGUUUGCUAUCCCUGCAUCACGAGCCCCUGCUCCUGUUUGCUGGCUUAGCAGAGGUAGAUCCUGUGUUUUUUUGGAACCAGCUUAUAAGGAAAAAUGCAUUCAGGUUUUUUCUCCUCUCCUUACACCCAUUAGACCUGCCACUGUUCGUCGACAAGUGUAUUUUCCUGAUAGGCGUCUUAUACAAUUUGAUUGUGGGAAGUUACAAGAGCUUGCUGUCUUGCUGAGGCGCUUGAAAUCAGAAGGUCAUAGGGCCUUGAUAUUCACUCAGAUGACUAAGAUGCUUGAUAUCCUGGAGGCAUUCAUUAAUUUGUAUGGCUAUACAUAUAUGCGUUUGGAUGGAUCCACACAACCAGAAGAGCGGCAGACUCUGAUGCAGCGGUUUAAUACAAAUCCAAAAUAUUUUCUUUUUAUUUUAUCCACUCGUAGUGGUGGUGUGGGGAUUAACCUAGUCGGUGCAGACACUGUCAUCUUUUAUGAUAGUGAUUGGAAUCCUGCAAUGGAUCAACAAGCUCAAGAUAGAUGCCACAGAAUUGGACAAACACGAGAAGUUCACAUUUAUCGACUUAUUAGUGAGAGCACCAUUGAGGAGAACAUCUUAAAGAAAGCAAAUCAGAAGCGGGCUCUUGAUGAUUUAGUCAUUCAGAGUGGCAGUUACAAUACAGAGUUCUUUAAAAAGCUGGAUCCAAUGGAACUAUUCUCUGGUCAUGGAGCACUUCAUAUGGAAAAUCUGCAUAAGGGGAACUCCAGUGCUGUUGAAUGUUCCACCAAUGAAAUGGGGGUGCAUUUGUCAAAUGCGGAUGUUGAAGCAGCUAUCAAACAUGCAGAAGAUGAAGCAGAUUACAUGGCCCUCAAGAAAGUAGAGCAGGAAGAGGCUGUAGAUAAUCAAGAAUUCAGUGAAGAGGUUAUUGGAAGGCUAGAUGAUGACGAUCUUGCUAAUGAAGAUGAUAUGAAGCCUGAUGAAAAAAUUGCUGAAGAACAGAGUUGCUGGACUUCUGUUGGAAACAGGGAUGAUGAAAGUACUUUAUGUGGGAGUAAUGUUAAUGAUGAAAAGGCUCUUACGUUGGCUGGGGGAGAUGAAGAUAUUGACAUGCUUGCGGAUGUCAAGCAGAUGGCUGCUGCAGCUGCUGCUGCUGGACAAGCAAGUUCAUCUUUCGAAAAUCAACUUCGACCAAUAGAUAGAUAUGCUAUGCGUUUUCUGGAUCUUUGGGAUCCAAUAAUUGACAAAUCAGCUAUAGAAUAUCAAGUGAACAUUGAAGAGAAAGAAUGGGAGCUCGAUCGGAUUGAAAAAUUCAAAGAGGAUCUAGAAGCUGAGAUUGAUGAAGAUCAGGAGCCCUUCUUAUAUGAAAGAUGGGAUGCUGAUUUUGCAACUACAGCAUACCGGCAACAUGUUGAAGCUUUGACUCAGCGCCAGUUGAUGGAAGAACUAGAAGGUGAAGCUCAGGAUAAAAAAGAUGAAGAUGAUGAAAAUUAUGAUGCUGUCAGGAAUGUGGCAGCAGUUGAACGUAAGCCUAAGUCGAAAAAGAAGUUGAAGAAGACAAAGUUCAAGUCGCUGAAGAAGGGACCUCUAGCAUCUGAAUCAGAAACUGUGCAUGAACCACCAGUAGAUCCCAUGCAUGUUGAUGAUAAGGUUCUUUCUCCAGAGAUCAUCUCUCCUGAGUCACCAUCACAUUCGCCUCCCAUGAAAAAGCGUAAGAAGGCUAUAGCUGCACCAGAAGAAAAGAGCUCAAGAAAAUGCUUGAAAAAAAUGAAGAAAGCUCCUGAGAGUAAUUCUGCAGCAGAUUCUGACUCAGCAGUUAAGAAACUUAUGGAAACCAGGGCCAUCAAAUAUGGAGAGGGAACUAACGAUCUUGAUCUCAAACAAGCAAACAGAAUCAAGACAGGAGGCAGGAUUUCAAUCACAUACAUGCCAGUAAAACGUGUUGUGGUGGUCAAGCCAGAAAGGUUAAGAAAGAGGGGACAUGUUUGGUCAAAAGAUUGCUUUCCUUCUCCAGAUUCUUGGUCAUCCCAGGAGGAUGCCAUAUUGUGUGCAGCUGUACAUGAAUUUGGUGCACAUUGGAGUCUUGUGAGUGACACGCUUUAUGGUAUUCCUGGUGGUGGGUUUUAUAGAGGGAGGUUUCGCCAUCCUGUCCAUUGUUGUGAGAGGUUUCGAGAACUAUUCUUUAAAUAUGUUAUGUCUGCUGUUGACACUUCUAACACUGAAAAGAUUAACCCUUCUGGAUCUGGAAAGGCUCUCCUAAAAGUGACCGAGGAUCAAGUUCAUGCAUUGGUCAAUGUGACAAGUGAGCUGCCUGACAAUGAAUUGCUUCUUCAAAAACAUUUUAUUGCAAUACUUUCUUCUGUAUGGAGAGCAAGAUGUCGUGUCGAGCGCUGUCAAAGCACGCCAUCUUCUAGACAAAGUUUUUAUUCGAGCAGGCUUAUCUCCGAUUCAUCUGGGAAGAAUUCUAGAAGACCAACUGAAAAAAUGAAGCUGGCAAAUUUGAGACAGAGCAGCAAGCUGGUGAUGACAGCCAUUGCUGAUGCUUAUAGGGAACAUCAAGAAGAACCAGUAGGUCUGCCCAGUCAGCCAGAGGCUUGUUCUAUAGUUGAUCAGUUGGAUCUAACAUUGAAUUUCGCCAUAGACCAAGUUAAUCAAGACACUGCUUUUCCAUCAUCAAUUACUGUGUCAAUACGUGGCCCAGAACCUCGACAAGAAGACAAUGUACCUCUUGAACGAUUUUUGCUAGCAGAAUCUUCUUGCAGAACUGCUGAGAACCGCUUCAGGCUGGCUUUAGGAGCUUGCUUUGAAGGUGAAGGUUCAGGAUGGGCAUUACCAGCUUUUCCUCCAGCGGAUAUUAUCAGAUACAAAUCUGGUUCGAAGUCUCAGUCUUUAGGCAAGCAUAAGUUUGCAUCUGAUUCAACCAAGCCUCCAAAAUCCAAAAUUCAGAGGACUACAGAACCAAAUGAAGAUUCAGGUUUGAUUGGCAAAUCCCUCUUGCCAUCAUCUAGGCAAACUCCUCUUAUCGAGAGCCACAGCUUGCCUCACGUCAUUUUGGAUUCUGGGAGUGACUAUUCUUUGUUCCCUGACAUGGAUGCAUUCCCACAAGAAACCGAAGGCUUUGAACUUGUUCCGCAUGAAUAUGACCCUAACUUUCUUGCUGACCUUGAGGAUAACUUUCUUGCUGACCUUGAGGAUCCUGGAUCAUUGCUGGAUAUAAUAGAUAUCGGAUGAUGCUUGUAACAAGUGGUGAAUUUGGUCCAAAAUUGCCAUCUGGAUCCUGAUCUUGUUGUUACAUGCAGGAUCGGUUUGAUGUGAUGACCGGCCACGCACAUUAUGUGCAUCCAGGUUUUGAAGGAUGGGCCAGUCAGGACAGGGUAGCAGUAUGUGGCAGGCACAGAAGAAGGGACGGCAAUGGAUGUGGUCAUUGGGUGUUUAUGCAUGUAUAAUACUAGUUUAGGUUUCGGUGAUGUAAUAUAUUUUUCCCUUGUUUAUGCACAGGGGAAGCUUGUAAUUCUUACCACAGGAAAUAUUUUCACAUGCAGAAAAUUUUGUUCGGUGGAUACCCGUUGAGAAGAAAAGAUGAAGGGCCUCCAAUUAAUUUUUUUUUAAAAAAAGCCAGCGUUUGAGCAAUUGA